Cimex lectularius (bed bug) is the source of this 810-nucleotide messenger RNA. RefSeq lists its product as uncharacterized. Bases 45 to 668 code for a protein of 207 amino acids. The record is from RefSeq and is a predicted model, not a curated record. The transcript is spliced from 3 exons. NCBI's taxonomy places the organism in Eukaryota, Metazoa, Arthropoda, Insecta, Hemiptera, Cimicidae.
AUUUUACUUUUUUCUAGAUCGCUUUGCAGUGCGCGCAUUACACCAUGUACAGACUAAUUAUUUGCACCUUCUUUGCGUUUGUCUUCUCGGAGAUCAGGGAGGAAGACAAUGAAGUUAUCAACUCGAUGGUGGAAAAAAUCGCUAUGCGCGACUACAGCGAGACUGUGAAUCUUAACCAGUUUCUCAUUGAGUUGAAGAAAAUGGAAUUUUCUGACUUCAAGACUUUAAAAAGUAUGGAAGGAUCAACAUGGUUGAAAGAUUAUUCCGAGGAUGGGAAUAAUGUUGAUUAUAUGAAUCUAACCCUAAGGCUUGAAAAGAUGAUGGUGAAGGUGAAUGAAGUCCUCGUCGGGCCGACGAAGCUAAGUGCAUCGUUUGACAUAGGCGAGAACGAGAUGAAGGUCAGGGCGAUGACGAAAGGAUACAUCAACCCGGGCGAAUGCAAAAUAAAGUUCGAGGACUUUGAGGUCGUCAAGCUCAAUAAGGUGAUCAUGCACUCCGACGUCCCUGAAUACGAAGGCUUGGACGUAUCGAACUUCUUCCAGGAUUUAGCUCUACCGCUCAUCAACCGCAUAGUCAAGAGCAGAUGGUUUGACCAGUAUAUGGAGAAGAUGGCCGUAUGUUUUUGCUCCAUUGCUGAAGCGUCAGUUGACAAGAUGCAGGAUCCGUAAAAUAGUAGUUAAUUAAAUUGUAACUUUAAUAAAUUGAAGAUGUAUCAAUAAUCUUAAUCAUCCUGGUGCACGUUUAAAUAUUGUUUUCAUGUAUUGCAUAACAAAUUAUCUAUCAUUAUUAAACCAAAUGCUUAAUGAAGUA